AUGGCAUUUCAAAAUUUCAACAAAUUCAAUAACGCAGUUUCUGACAAACAUAUUAACUAUUUUGCUCGUGAAGAUUUUAGCGAAAUUGAGAAAAUUACGGAAGGCGGGUUUAGUUCUGUAUACAAAGCCAAAUGGCAAGACUACGGAUUAUCAAUAGUUAUAAAACAUUUCAGAAUUAUUAAGAGCUCAGACGAAAGAAUCAUCAAAGAG
Molecule: messenger RNA, 210 nt
Organism: Dentiscutata heterogama
Lineage: Eukaryota; Fungi; Glomeromycota; Glomeromycetes; Diversisporales; Gigasporaceae
Source: the annotation of a GenBank genome assembly